CCACUCAACGAUACAUAUGUGUGUGACAAGUUUGUGAUUCUUUUAUAAAUUUCACAAAUAUAAACGAUUUUGUUUGGUAUUUAAUAAUACCGUUUUCGUUUCUCAGUUUUUGGCACCAUACUCUUUCCUACACAAAAUCAGAAAGACGCCUUAACUUCUACAAAAUAUUUCAUUUAUCUAGUCUCUUUAUAAACUCAUUAUUAAUGAGUGGGUGAUAAUCCCAUCAAGAUGAUGUUUAUUAUAAAUUGGAUAAGGAGAACACUAUCUUCUUUUGGAUGGUUGAAUAAGGAAGCCAGGAUUGUCUUUCUUGGCUUAGAUAAUGCAGGAAAGACAACACUAUUGCGUAUGCUAAAGGACAAUAGAGUUGCCAUACACACACCAACUCUACAUCCACAUUCAGAGCAACUUACAUUAGAAAAAGUCAAUGUAACUGCCUUUGAUCUUGGUGGACAUGAAACUGCUAGACGUGUUUGGAAGCAGUACUGUGGCAACGUAGAUGCUAUCGUUUUCAUCGUUGAUGCUAGCGACAGAACAAGAUUUCAAGAAUCUGCAGAGGAACUUAAAUCUCUUCUCAAUGAAGAGGAGUUAUCCAACAAACCAUUCGUAAUUUUGGGGAAUAAGAUUGAUAAGCAGGGUGCUGCCUCAGAGGAAGAAUUGCGUAUGCAUCUGUCACUAUAUGCCAACGAGACAUACGGAAAAAAUUGUCGUCCUGGUCGUUGCGUAAGACCGGUAGAAGUUUUUAUGUGUAGCAUCAUAAAGAAGCAAGGAUAUGGUGAGGCGUUCAGGUGGCUAUCACAUUUUUUGCAAGAUGCAUAAAUAUUUUAAGCUAUUGAUUUAGUCCUA
Molecule: messenger RNA, 843 nt
Organism: Theileria equi strain WA
Lineage: Eukaryota; Apicomplexa; Aconoidasida; Piroplasmida; Theileriidae
Product: ADP-ribosylation factor family member protein
Exons: 2
Coding region: 229-816 (195 amino acids)
Biological process (GO): endoplasmic reticulum to Golgi vesicle-mediated transport; intracellular protein transport; vesicle organization
Cellular component (GO): COPII vesicle coat; endoplasmic reticulum exit site
Molecular function (GO): GTP binding; GTPase activity
Source: RefSeq, a predicted model, not a curated record